Molecule: messenger RNA, 297 nt
Organism: Gongylonema pulchrum
Lineage: Eukaryota; Metazoa; Nematoda; Chromadorea; Rhabditida; Gongylonematidae
Source: the annotation of a GenBank genome assembly
AUGGAUAAGGCGCUGAGGAUGGAGCAAGAGGCGGCAAGCCUCCGGCGAAUAGCAUUUGCCGGUGUGGCCUUGUCCACCACUGCAUCUCUGAUUUGUAUUAUUUCGGUUCCACUUUUUUACAAUUAUUUGCAACGCGUCCAAUCCAAUAUGCAGCAAGAAGUAGAUUUUUGCAAACAAAGAUCCGGAAAUAUUUGGAAGGAAUCCAAUAUGCAGCAAGAAGUAGAUUUUUGCAAACAAAGGUCCGGAAAUAUUUGGAAGGAAGUAUCCAGGACACAGGUUUUUUCUGAAAUUCUUUAA